CCCCACUGUAUAUAGGUUUGGAAAAGAUCCAGAGGGAUUACAUUGAUAGAAGCCACAACCUAUCUGCAAUAUUAAGCUGAUCUACCAUCUAAAAUAUAUAUUUUUUAAAUAAUUUGGUGAGACAAGAUUAAUGAUAGGAAUGCAGUCUUACCUCCAUUUCCUUACCACGCAGGGAGGAGGAACUCUACCUAAACAGGAUAAACAGGACAUGAGAGUAGAUAGCUCCAAACGACUUCACUGACAUUAACCUUAAAGGUUUAGAAGAAGACAGACAGGAUAAUUGGCACUUAUCAGAAUGGGUUGUUACACUGCACUCAUUGCUCUUCUGAUUAUCCUUCACACGGUAAAUGGACAGACUACUACAGCAACUCCACCAUCGAGUACUACUGAUUUACCAUUGAGCUCAGCAGCCCCACAGUCAAGUGGGACUCCUGUCCAACAAACGAGGUCAAAUGAUCCACUGUCAAGCUCAACAGCCACUUCAUCCUCAACAACUUCACCAUCAGAUACAACAGCUUCAUCAGUUGGUAUAACAACCUCGUCAACAGAUGUAACACCCUCACUGGUUGGUGCCUCAUCUCAAGUGUCAAACACAGACAAUCCUACAUCUAUUGCAACAACUAAAGCAUCAAGUUUGACGCGUCAACGUCCAAAUGCAACAGCUCUGCCAUCAAAUGUAACAACUCCAUCUACCAAUACAAGCUCUCAGAGUGCAUGGACAACUCUGGCCACUACAGGCGGGUCAUUGAAUGCCACUCAAUAUCACUUUGGCAAUUUGUCGACACCAUUUCCUGGGAUUAAUGGAACUAGCCCAGUUCCUCUGGUGGCUUCAUUCUCAAGGAGAUGUUCUUCAAAUCCACCUCUGUGUUGUCUUGGACUCAACAAUUCCUGUUUCAGAGGGUGCUUCUGUGAUGUGGCCUGUAUAAGGUUGAACGAUUGCUGCCCAGACUUCCAGACAACUUGUGUGACAGGUGUGCAGAUUGGAUCAGCCACGGUGUCCUCAGUCUCCAACGCAACCAAUGCAACCAAUGCAACCAACGCAACCAACGCAACCAACGCAACCAAUGCAACCAACGCAACCAACACAACCAAUGCAACCAACACAACCAACACAACCAACGCAACCAACACAACCAACGCAACCAAUUCCACUUCCACAUCAUUCCCAGUGUUCUCAUUUCCAGGAAAUUGUUCUGCCCGGCCGGCCUUGUGCUGUAAAGGCGCCAACGUGAACUGCUUCAGAGGGUGCUUCUGUGACGAGGCUUGUCAGACUCUAAAUGACUGCUGUCCUGACUAUGCAGAUACCUGCACAAAAGACAUUCAGAAGGUGAUUGGUAGUGGAACUAUAUCCAUUCUUGCUCCACCCAAUUCAACUGAUGCGUCUCUUGAAGUGUCUAUUCAGAAUGCUGCAUUACAGCUGCAGACCUAUCUCAAGACAACAUACACUGAAAUCAGCUCCUUCAGAAUCAUCAAACUUAAGAAGACCGGAAAGACUUAAUUUGUAAAUCUGCUCAAACACAUCGAAAAUAUGUGAUUGCAUUUUAGAUUAGAUUGCAUUUUUCUUUCUCUCUGUGUGAUGAAACUAAACAUAAUUGAUUAUAUUACAACGUAAAGCACUUGUAAUAGAUACUUCUAAUGUAUAUCUGGUUUGAUGGGUACUAUGUGGGAGAACAAUAAUAUAUGAAUUGUAUUGGUCGCAUACACAUAUUUAGCAGAUGUUAUUGUGGGUGUAGUGAAAUGCUUGUGUACAGAGAAAUGCUUUGCACGGCUGUCUGUGGAUGAGAUAUGUCUUUAAUGUAAUUUCUCAAAUAAAUUGUCAGACUUA
Oncorhynchus nerka (sockeye salmon) is the source of this 1825-nucleotide messenger RNA. RefSeq lists its product as uncharacterized. The transcript has 7 exons. The record is from RefSeq and is a predicted model, not a curated record. Bases 296 to 1498 code for a protein of 400 amino acids. NCBI's taxonomy places the organism in Eukaryota, Metazoa, Chordata, Actinopteri, Salmoniformes, Salmonidae.